CUCGCUCUCCUCCCGCCUGGCUAUAGAGGGCUGCGCAGCAGUUCCCAGCCAGUGUGCUCAGCCUGCCUGCUCGGUGUGCGCGCGAGCGUGUGCGUGCGUCUACUUUGUACUGUGGAGAACGCAGCCCAUGUGCUCUGCAUGGACGUUACUGAUACUCUGUUGAGCUUGAUUUUCCACAAGCAGGCGAGAUGUCCAGCACACCACAUGACCCCUUCUAUUCUUCUCCUUUCGGCCCAUUUUAUAGGAGACACACACCCUACAUGGUGCAGCCCGACUACCGAAUCUAUGAGAUGAACAAGAGGCUGCAGUCGCGCACCGAGGACAGUGACAAUCUCUGGUGGGACGCUUUCGCCACUGAGUUUUUUGAGGACGACGCCACAUUAACCCUUUCGUUUUGUUUGGAAGAUGGACCAAAGCGAUACACUAUUGGCAGGACCCUCAUCCCCCGUUACUUUAGCACUGUGUUCGAAGGAGGGGUGACCGACCUGUAUUACAUCCUGAAGCACUCGAAAGAGUCAUACCACAACUCAUCCAUCACAGUGGACUGCGACCAGUGUGUGAUGGUCACCCAGCAUGGAAAGCCCAUGUUCACCAAGGUAUGUACAGAGGGCAGACUGAUCUUGGAGUUCACCUUUGAUGAUCUCAUGAGAAUAAAAACAUGGCACUUUACCAUUAGACAAUACAGAGAACUGGUCCCAAGAAGCAUUCUAGCCAUGCACGCACAAGAUCCUCAGGUCCUGGACCAGCUGUCGAAAAACAUCACCAGGAUGGGGCUGACAAAUUUCACCCUCAACUACCUCAGGUUGUGUGUAAUACUGGAGCCGAUGCAGGAGCUGAUGUCGAGACAUAAAACUUACAACCUCAGCCCACGAGACUGUCUGAAGACCUGCUUGUUCCAGAAAUGGCAGCGGAUGGUGGCUCCACCAGCAGAACCCACCAGACAACCAACAACUAAACGGAGAAAAAGGAAAAACUCCACCAGCAGCACCUGCAACAGCAGUGCUGGGAACACGACCAACAGCUCCGGCAGCAAGAAGAAGACCCCGGCCACAAACCUGAGUCUGUCCAGUCAGGUACCUAUUGCUAGCAUUGCUCGUUCUCCGGUGUCAGGCUGCACACUAAGGACAUAAGCUCGCGUGGUUGUUCCACGGCAGGAGGCGAUGUUUAUUCCCUGUAGAAAUCAAAUAUGCGUCUCGGCCCGACCCUGAGACUUGACCCCGUGUACAGGACAGGAGCGCGCCUGUCCCAGACCCCCCCAGCUCCUCCCACGAUUGUUUUACGCUGAGCUUCUCUCUCCCAAGGUUUCCCUGUAAUAAUGUCAGCUGCUGUUCACAGGAUGUGAUGGUGGUAGGAGAGCCAACUCUGAUGGGAGGUGAGUUUGGGGACGAGGACGAAAGGCUAAUCACUAGAUUAGAAAACACGCAAUACGAUGCAGCCAACGGCAUGGACGACGACGAAGACUUCAACAAUUCACCCGCCCUGGGGAACAGCAGCCCGUGGAACAGUAAGCCUCCCGCCACCCAAGAGACCAAAUCAGAGAACCCCCCGCCCCAGGCCUCCCAGUAAGAAUCCACAGUGCCUCCGCUGUCCGGAGGUCGGGGUCGCUCACUGCUCCAGCGCUUUUGACAGGCGAGGAAGAAGGGGACAUCCAGACGUCUCCAGCAAAUCUCUGUUUCGAAACCACAUGACCUGAGUUCUUUCUUUCAUUUUGGUGUUUGCUUUUUCAUGGAGAGGCUCUUUCCAAAUGGACUCCAUGCCCUUCCUUGGAGGCCUUUGCUGAUGACUGGCUCUGGUGGUCAUGACACCCCGUGGCGCUCAUGCUUCUCCCAGCCGGGGUGAAAGACGUGUUUGCGUUGAAUCUCUUUUGCCUGCACCCAAGGAAGGCCAUAGAGUCCGCAAGUCCUCGGUGCUCGGGAUCGCAGUCCUUGGCCGGACCGAACUGCAGAUGACUUUUUAAUAUUGUAUAAUAUUUUCUGCUUUUUGACUUGCAUCUGAGAGUUUCUUGUUUCAGUAAAAAAAGAAAAGAAAAAAAAUCCGCUUUUGGAAAGUCAUUUAAAUGUACUUAUCUAUAUAUUUUUUCUUCAUCUUUUUUCUUUUUGCAUUGGGUAACAGCUCAGCGGCCUGGUCAGGCAACCUUCUGGCAGCCCAGGAGUUGGCUCUAAAGCCCCAGUGGGUUGGGCGAGGCCCAGAGAGCGCUGAAACAAGAAAUGUGCUUGUGUCAUCAAAGACACCAAUGCAGACUUUUGUGUAAAGAAAGAGACUUGGCCCCUUGAGAAUUGAUGCGUUUGUAAAAAUUGCUGUUGAUCCAAAUAUUUUCAAGCCAUGUUAUCCAUUAAUUUUGUGGGCAGUUUCAUAAAUCUGAAACUUUUUGUGUUUUUUUAUUGUAUCUGAGUUGGCUAUUAUUUCUUUUCAUAGUAUAUUCCUUGUAUAAUAUUUUGUAAAGCCGUCACCUGGUUCUCUUAUGGGGACUUUUCUUUGGGACAAUUCCAGCGUAUUUAUGUGAAACUUUAUAAAAAAGAAAACCAACUAAUUUUCCAUUUGCAUAUUAAUAUGUUUCUCCACACAUGUAAAGACACAGUGGCUCCGUGUGUUAUAAAACAGCUGUAUUUUAUGUAUGCUUUCCUGAUAAGUGUGCCAAUAAUAAACUGUGUUAAUGACCAAAG
This is a messenger RNA of Condylura cristata (star-nosed mole), 2663 nucleotides long. RefSeq names its product LIM domain binding 2 (gene LDB2). NCBI's taxonomy places the organism in Eukaryota, Metazoa, Chordata, Mammalia, Eulipotyphla, Talpidae. Gene Ontology annotation, biological process: negative regulation of transcription by RNA polymerase II; positive regulation of transcription by RNA polymerase II; nervous system development. Gene Ontology annotation, cellular component: nucleus; transcription regulator complex. The coding region runs from base 189 to 1130 and encodes 313 amino acids. The record is from RefSeq and is a predicted model, not a curated record. The transcript has 8 exons. Gene Ontology annotation, molecular function: LIM domain binding.